This is a messenger RNA of Rhipicephalus sanguineus (brown dog tick), 450 nucleotides long. RefSeq lists its product as uncharacterized. The record is from RefSeq and is a predicted model, not a curated record. NCBI's taxonomy places the organism in Eukaryota, Metazoa, Arthropoda, Arachnida, Ixodida, Ixodidae. The transcript is spliced from 2 exons. Bases 13 to 450 code for a protein of 145 amino acids.
UGGGACAAACAUAUGGCUGGUUCGCUAAACCUGCGAAAUAUGUCUCUCUCGACGUUCUUUGUCUUCGUUUCGCUGCUGUCGUUGUCCAACUGCGAGACCUGCAACCUACGCGCGUCGGUUUUCGACAGAGGUCUGAAAAAGCUGCUCGAGUCGGACCGCUUUUCCAAAAUAGAUUUGCCCGACUUUGUGGAGAACGUGAAUGAUGGCCUUUUGAACGUGAGAGCGGGCUUCUCCGGUGGCACGCUGCGCGGCAUCAGCACCAUUCGAAGGAGAGGCGAAGGCAUGUUACAAGUUGACGAGUCCGGCAGCAGCCGCCUGACUUUUCACAUCGUGGGUGGGCCCCUGGAGGCUUACUACGCUUCAGGAGUCCGGGCGUGGUUCUUACAAUUAGCUUUGGAUCUGCGCGCACACGUGCCACAUUUCCAGGCUUCGUUCACAGUCCAAGAGUAA